UGAAAAAAUAUAUGAACAAAUCGUUUAAAUAUUUAAGGGUAAGCAAUGAUGGUUCUGUCAUUCCCAAUAGAUGGCGACACGAGUGGCAAUUUACUAACCAAUAUUAACUUUUCAGUCUAAAAUCGUUGGUAGCUUAUUUUUUUUUUAAUAAAACUUUCAUGUCAGUAAACAAAGAACCAAUACUCCAGUUUUUUCAAAAAAAAAAAAAUCUAUAAAUCGAUAUGUGUAUAAAUUCACAUCCCUAUUAAAAGCAGAAUUUCCAGGAAUAUUUUGAAUAAACAGAGAUAGAAUACGCCGAAUAACAAUCUAGAAUUAGAAGAAAAGUGGUGCAAUCGACUGUAUACGUUUGUUACGACCCCGAAUUUUCGAUCUCGAGCAUCAGUGCAAUAUUUGAAUUGCAUAACCAUCUAGAAGAAGAUGUCGUACAACUAUAAUCAAACUCCCUAUCCAGGUCAACAGCAACCAGGCUACAACCCCGGUUAUCCCCCACCGCCCCAAGCGGGCUAUCCACAAGGCGGGUACCCCCAGGGUGGUUACCCCCCUGGCGGCUACCCACAGGGAGGCUAUGCCCCACCGCCACAGCCCGGCUUUCAGCCUCCGCCCUACAGCGAUCCCUAUGGGGGACAACAAGGUGAAGCACAUCCAUUUAAUAGCACAACUAAUGCACCCGGUUAUGGCGGUUACAAUCCGGAAGACCCCGAAAUCAAAGGGUUCGACUUCAGCGACCAAUCGAUACGUCGAGGAUUCAUCCGCAAAGUCUACUCGAUCCUCAUGGUACAACUCGCGAUCACUUGCGCUUUCAUAGCGCUGUUCAGCUUCGAACCGAAGACAAAACACUUCGUGCAGACCACCCCAUCGUUGUUCUUCGUCGCCUUGGCCCUCAUGAUAGUCGCGAUCAUCACUUUGGCUUGUUGUGGAGAGGUGCGCCGAAAAGCCCCGAUGAACUAUAUCGUCCUAUUCAUUUUCACUAUUGCCGAAGGAUUUUUACUAGGAGUAUCGGCUAGCACUUAUGACCAAGAUGCGGUUAUUAUGGCCGCCGGUAUAACUACUGUUGUAUGUUUGGCUCUUACCCUGUUUGCUUUCCAAACAAAGUACGAUUUUACCAUGAUGGGUGGGAUCUUGUUGGUUGCGGUUGUUGUUCUCUUUAUGUUCGGUAUACUGGCUAUCUUUAUCCAUAAUAAAAUAUUCCAACUGGUUUACGCCUCGCUCGGAGCAUUGAUUUUCUCGUUCUAUUUGAUUUACGAUACGCAAAUGAUGCUCGGUGGUAAGCACAAGUAUAGUAUCUCGCCUGAAGAAUAUGUGUUUGCCGCUUUGAACUUGUAUUUGGAUAUAAUCAACAUCUUUAUGUAUAUUUUGGCCAUUAUAGGCAAUUCUAGGGAUUAAACUUGGGUAGUUUUAUGAUUUUUGUUUUAAUAAAGUUUUGUUUUUAGUUUUUGA
Molecule: messenger RNA, 1437 nt
Organism: Anthonomus grandis grandis
Lineage: Eukaryota; Metazoa; Arthropoda; Insecta; Coleoptera; Curculionidae
Gene: Lfg
Product: protein lifeguard 1
Exons: 5
Coding region: 418-1383 (321 amino acids)
Cellular component (GO): membrane
Source: RefSeq, a predicted model, not a curated record